This is a messenger RNA of Gopherus evgoodei (Goodes thornscrub tortoise), 2272 nucleotides long. Its product is annotated as putative deoxyribonuclease tatdn3-A. The record is from RefSeq and is a predicted model, not a curated record. The transcript has 10 exons. The coding region runs from base 83 to 892 and encodes 269 amino acids. Gene Ontology annotation, molecular function: hydrolase activity, acting on ester bonds. NCBI's taxonomy places the organism in Eukaryota, Metazoa, Chordata, Testudines, Testudinidae.
GUCUCUUUCUGCUGUCUGUCAGAGUCGUAAGAGGAGGAGCCCAGGCCUUGCCGCCUCAGGGUGCCUGCGGCAGCCUUUGCAAAUGCAGAAGGGCUGGUUCAUCGAUUGCCACUGCCACCUCACAGCCGAGGAGUUCAGGCAGGACAUAAAUGAUGUGAUUGAAAAAUCAAGAAAGGCUGGAGUUCAAGCUUUUGUUUCCGUUACAGAGCAGCAAAGUGAAUUUGAGGAGGUUAUUGAUCUAGCAGAAAGGUAUCCAGAGUCUGUCAUGGCAUGUUUUGGGAUUCAUCCGAUUCAGGGCAGUGCAGAUGGACAUCGCAGUGUUACUGUUCAGGACUUGGAACCUGCCCUUCCAUUCUUUGAGAAGCACAAAGAUAAGCUGGUGGCUAUUGGAGAGAUCGGUCUAGACUUCACUCCAUGGUUUGUGUCCACAUCCCAGCAACGUGAGGAGCAGCAAAAGGUCUUUGCAUUACAGCUGGAUAUAGCUAAACAACUAGACCUGCCAGUUUUGUGUUUUGUAAUGAACAGAAACGUUCAUUCUCGUUCGGCUGGGAGACAAGCUAUUGCUUUUCUUAAGGAGCAGGGUAUUCAGAACGCACUGCUUCAUAACUUUGCUGGCAGACCCUCUGUUGCCCUGGAAGGAGUACAAGCUGGCUUUUGUUUUUCUUUUCCUCCAGCUGUCACAAGGAAUGAUCAGCGAGCAAAGUUAAUAAGACAGAUUCCACUAGAGAACAUUUGCCUGGAGACCGACUCACCCUCUCUUGGCCCAAAGAAAGAGGUACAAGCCUCACCCACAACUGAAGCACCAUAUGGGACACAGACAAAAGGAACAGGAGGACCCGUGUGUUCCCCCAUCAAAAUCCACUUUGUCCUUGGAGAAAGUGCCCUGAACUAAGAACCAGGAGACCAUGAGUUCUAGUCUUACAUUGUCUGUAGUUGACUAGUGUUAAUAAGAACUGCCUGACUAUGUAGUAUUAGAUAACUUUAAUAUAAGUGGUGUUAUCAUUCCACCUGUUGUUCCUGAUCUGGCAAUAGCUGCUGAGAAUGAUUCAGUAAAGGGUGUUACCAGAACUAAAGUAGACACGAGGAAUGACUAAAAGAAUGUGCCAUUGUCUUGUGUUCCACAGAUCUUCACUACAUCAUUUAUCUGCAUGCACUCCAACUGCCAUUCAUUGUUAGCUGUGGCUGUGCUGAAUGGCAGAAAGGUUACUUGGAGCAGGUUGCCAGAGCUGUCACUGUGAUAUGAGGAGUACCCUGUACAUGUACCUUGAAGGAUCAAACAUGCAUCAUUUCAAUGCUGAGUUGUGUAGCUUGUAUUAGUAGAAGUGCACAAAAUGUCUGCUUGCCAUGGAGAUUGUCAGCAAUCUGGUGGCAUGCAUGACAGCAGUGUCUGGGGCUUAGUGAGGGGUAAGCGAAGGCAAUGGCUCAGAAGGAAUCCUUAGGCAAGGGUGAACCGACAGUAACAUAUUGCAAGUCUGGAGUCAUCUGUGUUGUGUAGACUUAAUAUUUGGGUAUAGACCAAGUGUAGGAAACUCCUGUUUGCUAAACCAGGCCCAACUUGAGUUUUGCCUUAACAAACAGGUGUAAGACAGGUUGUAUAUGCUCUGUUGUAUAGUGCUGUUCCCAAAGCAUUUUUGAGCACCUGUAAGGGUAGAGUGCUAGUGUGUGUGAUCCUGGUGUGUUGAGACAUUGCUUGAUGACAGAGGUAAGAUUGGGGGUGGUGGUGGUGUGUACCAGACCUCAUUAUUUCCCAGUUUUCAGAGAUUUAAGUGUAGGUGCUCUUGAUCGUUCUGGAAGGGACGAGCACUGUCAGUCAAUCUCAACUCUGUGUUAAUGAAAUGUACGGGCAGUGAAUAACCAAUAGGCUUUGUUCUCCUCCACCUGAGAAAAGGAAAAUAUUACUUGUGGUGUGAUCAUUUAUGGAACACCACCCAUUUCAUCCCAAAGAAUCGUAAAUAGUAACAUAAAAGUUACUGUCCAUAGUGUAGCAGUGAACUAAAAUCAGUUAACCAGGCACUGAAAUACUUCCGCCUUGGGGGUGACAUGAGGAGAGAACACCCACAAUAUCACCACUGCACGCUGGGGUGUUGUGAAGCUUAGCUCACUCAUAUUUGUAAAAUACUUUGAGUUCUUGGAACGUCUUACAGAAGAGCAAAGUAUAAUACUGUUUACACACACAGGCCCUGAUUCCAUAGGUGCUGGAUCUAGGAGUGUGGCGGGGGUGGGUGGGGGGGUGUGCUGCAGCACCCCCUGGCUUGAAGUGGCUUCCAUUGUA